Molecule: messenger RNA, 396 nt
Organism: Naegleria gruberi
Lineage: Eukaryota; Heterolobosea; Eutetramitea; Acrasida; Naegleriidae
Exons: 1
Coding region: 1-396 (131 amino acids)
Molecular function (GO): protein binding
Source: RefSeq, a predicted model, not a curated record
AUGAGGCAAUUAACUUGCCUUAGUGUUUCUAAUAAUAAUAUUGGAAAUGAAGGAUUCAAAUUCAUUUGUGAAAUGAAGCAAUUAACCUAUCUCGAUGUUGGUAGAAAUGAUAUUAAUAGUAAAGGACUCAAUCAUAUCACUAACCUUGAUAAGUUAAAAGAUCUUCGUAUUUAUUACAAUAGUGUUGGAGAUGGAGCUAAAUACAUAAGUGAAAUGAAACAAUUGACUAAUCUUAAUGUAAAUACAGCUUGCAUUAAUGAAAAAGGUGCCAAGUUCAUUAGUGAGCUGCCACUGGUCACUAAUCUCAAUAUCAGUUUCAAUGAAAUAGGCAAUCAAGGACUCGAACACAUUAGUAGAAUGAAAACCGUAUUAAAUUGUAUAAAUAAUUACAAUUAA